UUUGGAUUCCAUGUUCAUACUACAAUUUAUUUAGCACUGGAAGCGGAGCCACCUCUUGCCGGAAAAUUAGCAAUAGAUAGAGAAAGACAAAGGAAGUUGACAAUAUGUUGGAAGGAAAAGCUGUGAUUGAAGAUACAGAUAUGCCAUUGAAGAUGCAGAUCCAAGCCAUGCGUUGGGCUUCUCAAGCUCUGGAUCUUUAUGAUGUUUUGGACUGCAAAUCUAUUGCUGCUCACAUAAAGAAGGAAUUUGACAAGAAAUAUGGGGGUGGCUGGCAGUGUGUGGUGGGGUCAAAAUUCGGCUGUUUUUUCACUCAUACUAAGGGAACAUUUAUCUAUUUCACCUUGGAGACUCUAAACUUCCUCAUCUUUAAAGGAGCCACUUCUCCUUGAUGUUGGCUUUUCAAGAAAGGUGGACGAUUGAGAUGAAAAUGGGAUCUGUAAUUAUUCUUUAGGUCAUUCUUAAUCUCUCUCUCUCUCCAAGAACCCUCCCCUUUUUUUGGCUUCGAUUUGUUUUUCAGUUUCCACAAGCAAAUAUCUACUAAAAAGGAUAGAUGAUAAUGUAAAUAUUGGUAGUUGACAUCUGCAUGGAUCUUUCACAUUUUUCUUCUAGCUGCUAAGAAGUAAGAACUCUGUAUCUUCCAGUGGAAUUGCUUUUAAGUUCCUCGUAUAUCCAUGAUUAAAUUAGUAAUGUGUGGUGUUCUCAAUAUUUACCUCUAUCUGGCAUAGGAGCAGUUCACAUAAGCAAGGAUAUAUAGCAGAUAGUUGAUUGAAUACUCAAAAGAUGAGAAAUUGUUCAAACUAAAGUGGUCCUUACAUUGAGCUGAACAUUGCCUGAGAUUCAACCACUGUAUCUUGGCUCUCAAACUUGAAUAGUUGGUGUGCUUGACUGCAUACUCGUACUAUAAACAUUCACAAGAGAGCUGAAGUGAACCAUCCUCGUGGCCAAUCAGGCAUAAUCCAAGUUCAUUAACAUGUUCAGGGGCUUAUGAAAUGACGAGAAGUGUAUGCUUCAUUGCGAGGGGGAUCCAGACAUUCUUUCUGAGAAUCUGAAAACAGACAUGUACUAGACCUUAAAAUUUGACAUUAGUUUGAACCUAUUGAUAUAUUACAUCUUGAUUUAGAUGUUAGCUCAGUAGUGCUCAAUUUCUGUAUUGUUGAGCGAAUUUACCUUAUAAUCUGCAAUGCAACUACAUACUAUCUUCCGUUAAUUGCUCAAGCACAGAAUCUAUAAGCAGAGGCGGUAAGGAAAAGACAUUUCCACAUUGUAAAUAGUUUUGUUCAGCUUUUUGACUAUAUUAGCACCCUAUGAAGUUUAUAGAAGGUCCAUUGUUUUCAUGAA
Molecule: messenger RNA, 1338 nt
Organism: Nicotiana attenuata
Lineage: Eukaryota; Viridiplantae; Streptophyta; Magnoliopsida; Solanales; Solanaceae
Product: dynein light chain 1, cytoplasmic-like
Exons: 3
Coding region: 105-389 (94 amino acids)
Biological process (GO): microtubule-based process
Cellular component (GO): dynein complex
Molecular function (GO): dynein intermediate chain binding; dynein light intermediate chain binding
Source: RefSeq, a predicted model, not a curated record